Molecule: messenger RNA, 1886 nt
Organism: Chara braunii
Lineage: Eukaryota; Viridiplantae; Streptophyta; Charophyceae; Charales; Characeae
Source: the annotation of a GenBank genome assembly
CGAGGAUGCAACUCGGGCACUUAAUGCCCGAUUGUUGGACCUGGAACAGGCUGUACCAGGACCAACUGCUGGGGCUUCCAGCAGUGCACCCUCUAGCCGCCAACUGGAGGAACGCGUUGACCAGAUCCUGGCAAUGCUCGGCGACAUUAACACCUUCGCUGCGCCGUCCACCAUCAGCACUCAGCUGCAUACCUUGAAGACCGAGGUCCAACAGCUGCAGUCGACGAACGCAGAUGGCAAUCAGAAGAUGCCAACUUUCCAACUGGAAAAGUUCGACGACUACACGCAGCAGGAUCUGACCCUCUGGUGGGAGGCAUUCACGACGCAACUCAGGAUUCUGACUGUCGCUAAGCACAAGUACAUCGGCGCCCUGUUCCUGAACUCAAAGGGCAGAUGCCAGACCUGGUUGACCCACCUGGCAACCUCCCACGGCGUCAACGUACCGAACCUCAAGGACAAGAUCACAUGGGAAGAACUGACACGGCUGUGGAAGAAGCGGUUCAUCGUCGACGACGCGCCAACACUCGCCAUCAACCGACUGUUCACCAUGUCACAGGGCAACACAACAACACGGGACUGGCUCACGGAGUCCUGUGCUGCAUUGAGCCAGGCUCUUGGUGAUCGCGAGCAGUACUCAACCUUUGCUGAGAUUAUUGACAAAGCAAGGGAGAUCAUCAAGACCAACAGGUCAGCUGCACACGAGAAAUCAACAUCAUGGCAGCCGACCUAUGUGGAGAAGGUACGAACUGGUCCGCGACAGCAGCACUUCGCUGCAGUGCAGCAGGACAGUGGAGAUAACCCAGCAACCACUCCAGCAUCAAGUAACGGAGAUCAGGUGGCCGCUGUCCAGCCUCGAAGCACCAACAAGUCCCGCAACAAUGGGAAGGCGAAAUCCGCAUYGCAGGCCGGAAAUGGACAGCCAGGACAGUUUCCAUGGGUCAAGUUUGGCUUGACCGAGGCGGAGUACAAGGAGUCCGGCACAACAAUGAAACCAAGUUCGGCUCGACAUCCUCAGACAGACGGGCAGACGGAGCGGGCACAUCAAACCGCUCAAAUGAUGCUUCGUACGCUCAUCCGUCCGGACCAGAAAGAUUGGGUUGACCGCCUACCCGACAUCGAGUUCGCCUACAACACUUCGGUGCAUCCGGCGAUCGGCGUGACUCCAUUCGAGUUGCACCACGGUGGACGGACAGGCCGGAUCUUCGCAGACCUUCUCCUCCCUCGACCAGCCGACAUCGACGCUGCCUGCUCUCCCGCUUCCGUCCGGAAGUACAGGGAAUUGCUGACUCAAGCCCGCGCAAAUAUGCAAAAGGCUCAAGUCCGCAUGCAGCAGCAAGCCAACAAGCGUCGCGUACCAUGUCCCAUCCGCGCCGGUGAUCUGGUUUGGGUCGCCGCGGAAGAGUUUGCACUGGAACAGGAUGUUUCACGCAAACUGYUUCCCAAGUGGUUUGGACCUUGGUCUGUGACAGCAGCCGCGGGCGAUGAGCCCGAUGGCCCUUCAUUUGUCAUCAACAUUCCAAAGCAUCUGACGGUCCAUCCGGUCUUCCACGCCUCGAAGCUGGCAACAUACACGCCAGCCAAGAGCGACGACUUUCCGGACCGACGAUCGCAGGAUCCUCCUUCUAUGGAUGGCCAUCAGGAAGUUGACUGCGUCAUCUCCAAUCGCAAGUACGGCAGCAAGCCGCGGCAGUACAAAGUCACAUUCAAAGCAUGUGAUCGCGACGACACUCAGUGGAUUUCAGGCGCAGAUUUGAAAGCAUCCGCACCGCUGAUCUACGCGCAUUAUGAAAAGCGCAGGUUAGCUCAGGAAGCUUCACGACCAGCCCCUCCCACCCGGACUGUGGUCCCUCCCUCAGACAGACAGGUUCGCCCUCGCAGGUAAGCUC